GACAACAGAAAGCAACCUAUAGCUGUGAAAGAACAAGUAAAACUGCCUUCAAAACAUAUGGCUCCACCAGCAGGAAGCGCGGUCACAUCAGUACCGCUGCCACCACAGGGUACUGCCGAUGAACAGUCGUUGAGAACCUACUUCAAAACGAAGAUUGAUGAAGCACAGCAAAGAGUACUCGAGAAGAAUCAGAACGUUCUUCGUUUACAGGCACAACGUAAUGAACUUAAUUCUAAGGUUCGUAUGCUCAAGGAAGAGCUCCAGCAGCUUCAUGAACAAGGCAGUUAUGUUGGUGAAGUAAGCAAAGCUAUGGAUAAAAAGAAAGUGCUUGUAAAGGUCCAUCCGGAGGGAAAGUAUGUGGUGGAUGUUGAUAAGGGUAUCGAUGUUGCAACGAUUAAUGCGGGUUGUCGUGUAGCACUGCGAGCUGAUAGUUAUGCUCUACACAAAAUUCUACCAAACAAGGUUGACCCUCUUGUAUCACUUAUGAUGGUUGAAAAGGUGCCAGAUUCAACGUACGAAAUGAUUGGAGGUUUAGACAAACAGAUUAAGGAAAUCAAGGAGGUCAUUGAGCUACCCGUAAAACACCCGGAGCUGUUUGAAGCUCUCGGUAUUGCGCAACCUAAAGGAGUGCUUUUGUAUGGACCACCGGGAACUGGGAAGACCUUGUUGGCCAGAGCCGUGGCACAUCAUACGGAGUGCACAUUUAUCCGUGUAUCUGGUUCAGAACUCGUGCAGAAAUUCAUUGGAGAAGGAGCUAGAAUGGUUCGCGAACUGUUCGUCAUGGCUAGAGAACAUGCUCCUUCCAUCAUUUUCAUGGACGAAAUCGAUUCCAUCGGAUCUAGUCGUGUUGAAGGAUCAAGCGGUGGUGAUUCGGAAGUGCAGCGAACCAUGCUUGAGUUAUUAAACCAGUUAGAUGGAUUUGAGGCAACAAAGAACAUCAAGGUCAUCAUGGCUACCAACAGAAUUGACAUUCUUGACCCUGCUUUAUUACGACCAGGCAGAAUCGAUAGAAAGAUCGAGUUUCCUGCUCCUGAUGAGAAGGCACGCGCUGAUAUCCUCAAAAUCCACUCACGUAAGAUGAACUUGAUGCGCGGGAUUAACAUGAGAAAAAUCGCCGAAGCAAUUCCUGGUGCAAGUGGAGCGGAAGUGAAGGCAGUUUGCACAGAAGCGGGUAUGUUUGCUCUUCGCGAAAGGCGUAUUCAUGUUACGCAAGAAGAUUUUGAAAUGGCAGUGGGAAAGGUGAUGCAAAAAGAUUCCGAAAAGAACAUGUCGAUAAAGAAGUUGUGGAAGUAGUCUGGAAGUUGUUCUGGAACAUUAUUGCGUGUAUUAAUUCCUUAUCUUAUGGAACGUGUGGUCUCUCCAUGUGCAGAAUAAAUUUGAAUUUCUUACACGAUUAUGCUUUGGUUUUUGCAAGUUGAGUGCUUCCA
Messenger RNA from Cylicocyclus nassatus, 1427 nucleotides. Lineage: Eukaryota; Metazoa; Nematoda; Chromadorea; Rhabditida; Strongylidae. The record is from the annotation of a GenBank genome assembly.